This is a messenger RNA of Cololabis saira (Pacific saury), 1991 nucleotides long. It is a transcript of the gene qtrt2, whose product is annotated as queuine tRNA-ribosyltransferase accessory subunit 2. The transcript is spliced from 8 exons. Bases 302 to 1600 code for a protein of 432 amino acids. The record is from RefSeq and is a predicted model, not a curated record. Lineage: Eukaryota; Metazoa; Chordata; Actinopteri; Beloniformes; Belonidae. Gene Ontology annotation, molecular function: tRNA-guanosine(34) queuine transglycosylase activity.
GCCUAGAAGCAUGUGAUGUUUUUAUUGGAACCACAGAAGUCACUGCAAUUAUAACAGUCAUUUUAAACAACUUUAUCUGCAAACGUGAAGGGGUUUCUUUAGGCGUGCCACCUAGAAACAUUAAAUAUCUCAAAUCGGCAAAAAGGCUCGUUCACGUUGUAACACGUGAGUUAAUGCUAGUUAGCUACGUGGCUAAUUCUUAUGGUGUCUGAGUAAACUUUGUAAAAGGCAUCACUGCGGUUCAGAUACAACAGUGUUGCUCAGGGAAUCCUUUUAGAUCGUUUCCAUUGGAGCUGCUUGUAUGGCCGGCAGCAGGAUGAAGCUGGAGCUGAGCCGGGUCAUUCAGGGGAGAUUGGGUGUGUUGAAGGAGCUCGGCAGGACGGGGCAGCUCUCGCUGGAAACCCCGGGGUGUCUGUUGUACACACACUUUGGUUCAGUCCCGCAUCUCACCCAGGACACGCUGCACACGCUCAGCAACCUGCCCUCUGUAGCCCAGGUCACUCUGUCCAACAUAGCAGAGCACCAAGAAGUUUUGGAGGAGUUAAAAGAUGGAUUCAAGAAAUUUUCAGGGCUUCAUGAUACCGUGCUGUACUGCUCACUUCAUGAUCCUGCAACCCUCUGCCAAACAGGUUACACUACAACCAAGACAGUGUCCGUGUGGGGCAGCGGAGGGCGGAUAGAGCUCACAGUGGCCAAGUUCAUGGCCCUCCAGAAGAUGCUGCAGCCCGACUGGUACCAGAGCAUGGCAGACGGGGAGACCUGGCAGAUUAAUACGUCUCGCAAAAGGGUUCGAAAGUCGGUGGAUCGAACCCUCGCUCAUUUAGACGAGUGUCUGCUUCUUCACCAGAAAUCACAGGAAUUGGACGGAGUGGAGGUGUUUGGGGUGGUGGAGGGAGGAGACAUCCUGGAAGAGAGAGUACGCUCGGCCAGGGAGACGGCCAAGAGGCCCGUGGCAGGAUUCUGCCUGGACGGGCUCCAGACGGGCUCCGUGGACCCGGCCCUGAGGACCCAGCUCAUCAACGCGCUGAUCAAGGAGCUGCCAGAGGACAAACCCAGGUUGUUGCAAGGCGUGGGGCGACCUGACGAGGUGCUUGCAUGCGUGGAGGCUGGCGUGGACUUGUUCGAGGGUUUUUUCCCCUUCCAGGUGACCGAGCGAGGCUGUGCUCUCUGCUUCAGCUUCGACAUCUCUGCAGACCCGGAGCGCGCAGGUACAGCGCCCCCUGCAGUGCUGGAGCUGAAUGAGGAGAAGCUCACAGCAGGGGAGACGACGCUGAAAGCAGAUCUAAAUUGUGAUGUUCAAACACAGAUGACAGGCUUUGAAAUGAAUCUCAAAGACAAAAGAUAUCAGGGCGACUUCAGGCCACUGGUGGAAGGGUGUGGCUGCUACUGCUGCACGAACCACCAGAGGGCGUACCUGCACCACCUGCUGGUGACCAAUGAGCUGCUGGCUGGAGUCCUGCUCAUGAUCCACAACACCAGCCACUACCACAGCUUCUUCUCAGCUCUGAGGGAGGCUUUGCUCUGCGACAAACUGGACCUCCUCAAGAAGCGGGUUCUCGGAGAUGGAGAUGGAGCUGAGCUGACAGAAAGGAAGGAGUAAUAUGAAUAAGAGGGAGAGAUGGCGGAAGAGAUUCAUAUUGGGCAACGAAAGUGAACUUCUCAACUGGAGGGACAUGGCCAGAGGCAGUCAUGGGCUCAGUCUUGCUCUGCCAAGUCCAGUCACAGGACUAACUGUAAUGCUGCAGAUACAUUGAUGACGAUUGUUCGUCUAAAACCAUGUAUUUAGUGAACAAAAAGAUGACGGAGAGCAAAUAAAAUAGUAAUGACUGAACAAUAUUGUGGCCUGAACUAAGGUCAGUGGAUGAAGACUGUUUUUCUCUUGUUUAUUUUAUAAAUAUUGAAAUUAAAUCUCAUAUCUAACCAACUUGUUUCAGUUCCUUUAUGCCUCUUUUUAAUCUCAGUCCCUUACUAGUUAAGGUUUGUACAUGUUA